CAGAGCCGGGGUCGUCAACACUCUGGAAGUGGGGAGUAGCCCUUCCAGGCCGACCCACAGCCUGCGGCUGUAACGUCACAGGAAGGGUUGCGGUGUUUGCGUGCUCCUGGGAGCCCGAGUGGCCAGAAUCUUCAUUCCUUCUUCACCAGCCUUACGAUAAGCAGACAUGUGGAAGCAGGCGACUGUCGCCCUCCUGUUGGUGGUCGUGGUGGUCCCGACGGCCGAAGCGGACGCCAGCACCUACGGCCACCACCCGACGCCGUACAAGCAGCCCGCCUACUACCCCAGUCGGUACCACCAGUAUCCGUAUACAGCUGAUCGCGUCUCUGCCGUCGACAACUUCUUCAAAGACGGCUUGGCAGACAUCGGCCUGAAGAUGGUCAUCCUGCUGGCGGUCAGCUACGUGGCGUUCUCAAUAAUCGCCUCGCUGGGCGUCCUGGCGGACAACGAGCGCCGCGGCCUGCCCGUGGCCGGGCUGGACACCAUCGACGCGCUGGAGCGGCUGCAGAAGGCGUUCGACACCUUCAGCGGCCACUAGGAAAGGGUGCGGUCCCCUACCGCCGGACUCUGGAGCAGCGUUCCGCUUCACCGACCACCGAGGUCAAGGCCACGGCUCGGCAUUGCCACCCGCUGGGGACCACGGCUCGGCGUGACCCCCCGCUGGGGCAAGGCCACGGCUCGGCCGGAGAUGCCCGAUUGGUGCCGGCGGUCGGCCGGCAGUUGUUACAUGUUUGGGAAACGAUCCCACCAUCAGUCUUCACCUGUAUCUCUCGUUUGUUUUGUUGACGCGUGGGCUUAUUUAACCUGACGCAGACGGGUUUCGCGGGCAUUGUGUGGGCCCUGCCUUGGGCACCGUGCCGCCAGCGGGGUAAUGUGCGGACCACGCAUUGUAUGUGCAACGCACAAAGUAUCGAUACAUACAUGUACGAAGCCAU
Pollicipes pollicipes is the source of this 935-nucleotide messenger RNA. RefSeq lists its product as uncharacterized. The record is from RefSeq and is a predicted model, not a curated record. The transcript has 4 exons. Bases 167 to 538 code for a protein of 123 amino acids. Lineage: Eukaryota; Metazoa; Arthropoda; Thecostraca; Pollicipedomorpha; Pollicipedidae.